AAACUAGAUCCGUAAAAUUUGCGAGUAAGUAGAUGUUUUCGUGAAUACAUUAACCUAAAUCCUCUCUCACUGGCCUUCCGAUGAAAAUUAUUGAAAAAAAAAAAUAAAUGUGAUAUCUAUGGUUAGUAGCGAGUGAGAAAUAUGUAUAGAUUCCCUGUGUAUAACGUUCUUAAUUGUCCGGAGAAUCUGACAUCUAUAGAAGAAUCGGCUUCGAAAAUAAACUGUACAAACACGAACUUUUACUACUGCAUUCCUAACUACCAGAAGUCGUCCCAUGUAGAGUUCUGCUAUGAUCGGGAACCUUCGCUUUUCGAAAGUGGAAAUUGUUUGCAGUUGGCAGGAGCUGGAUAUUUGAAUCAAGACAGCUGCACACUGUUCACUUCCGGAUGCCCAACUGAGCAUUUUCCCGGAAAUUCAAUAUACAAGUUUGAAGAAUGCCAAAAUAUCGAUACCAUACAUCGUUGUUACCGUGCAGAUCCAAACUGUACAGAAUCAACGAGUUUGACGACGAUACAGCCGUCAUUUGUCACGCAAGGUGUUUCAACGUCACAUUCCGUAUCAACAUAUCACUAUGACGUAAAUUCACGUAACACAACUGACGACUUGACGAAGAACACAGAGGCCGAUCUCUACGUAAUCAUAGUCGUAGUUUUUAUAUUUCUAGUCAUGGCUGUUGGCGGUUUUGCGUUUUUUAUACGGCGCCGGAGAAGAAAACAAACUGCGAAAAUAACUCAGGGCACUGCCUUCGAACUACCGUUGCUGCAUUCACAUGUGAAUAGUAGUGUAACAACAAAAGGACCCAGUAGCAGCCAAUUAGUCAUCGCAAUUAGGCAAUGUAUGAAUGGACUGUAUAUAUUCAUACCAUGGAACUCGAAUUUAUCAAAUAUUAUGUGGACCAAAAAUGAAUCAGCCAUUGAUAUAUCUAACGGAGAGAAAUAUAAAACUGGAAAAGACAGCACGCCCAUGCUGAUUAUCAAUGGUGCGACCUCGGAGGAUAGUGGAAAAUACUCAUGUAUGGGAACGUCGUUAGGACAUUCUGUCGUGAGCAGGCCUAUUCAUAUAGGAAUAACUCCUGUACGCCUCAAAAGUCCUUCAGCCGUUAAUGUUGGGGAACCUUUAUCAAACCAUUGGGAUUGGCUGUAUUUGAAACCAGACACAACUUCUGAAUCUGCGACUAGUGACCUUGACCUCUACACCGUCAUGAUCCCAGAACCCCAUGUACAGGAUCAAGAUUGUACUCACCUUAAGGGACAAGAAGAACGACAAGAAUAUGAUUUGUUUAGCAGGAUAGGUUUCAACUCAAUCAAAAGGUACCUCCAUUUCUGGCUUCUCUUCUGCGAAGGAGGCUGCGUGGAUCUGGAAAACAAGGAUCACUCGGGUGUUCCUGAAGGACUUGACGCCUUCACCAAAGGUCCAGAUGCAGAACCUAUCCCAGAUAAUAUAAAAUCUGACUGCUCCACAUAUGAUAGCAUGAUUUGUACGGGGACCCAGUUGUCAUUUACCUCUGAUGAAGUUGAGAGACAGAGUCUCUGGGCUUAUAUUCAACCUUAUUUUUCAAAAAAACUUUCCAUUUCCUUUUUGGAUAACCCCAGUUGA
Messenger RNA from Saccostrea cuccullata (small rock oyster), 1596 nucleotides. RefSeq lists its product as uncharacterized. The coding region runs from base 142 to 1596 and encodes 484 amino acids. NCBI's taxonomy places the organism in Eukaryota, Metazoa, Mollusca, Bivalvia, Ostreida, Ostreidae. The transcript is spliced from 7 exons. The record is from RefSeq and is a predicted model, not a curated record.